Molecule: messenger RNA, 1092 nt
Organism: Fomitiporia mediterranea MF3/22
Lineage: Eukaryota; Fungi; Basidiomycota; Agaricomycetes; Hymenochaetales; Hymenochaetaceae
Exons: 4
Coding region: 69-761 (230 amino acids)
Biological process (GO): DNA-templated DNA replication; DNA synthesis involved in DNA repair
Cellular component (GO): delta DNA polymerase complex
Molecular function (GO): DNA-directed DNA polymerase activity
Source: RefSeq, a predicted model, not a curated record
UACUGCAUACACUGUGAACAACAAACGCGGUCUGAGACCAUCCAAAGCAAUCUCAAGUUUUCUCAAGCAUGGCACCAAAAGCAAAAUCGUCGUCAGGACAAGCUAUGAAACAAGGGACGCUCUCCUUCGCGUCCUCGAAGCGCGGCUCAACCGCAUCUGGGAAGGCAAAGGCGCUCAAGGCCAGCCCGUCCGUGACUGCGGUGAAACCACCGGGGAGUGAGAACAGGGCUCCUGGCUCGCGUACAGCAAGCCUUGACAGUACUAUCAGCAUUGGCACCAGCAAUACGGAUGCGACGAGCGAGGAUGAUGUCGUACUUAUCGGUUCAACACUUGAGCAACGCAGUGCGAAACGUCGCAAGAUGGAGAAUGCACCGGCUAAAGCGUCUGGAGGAAUGAUGAAGCCAAAGAUUCUCGUAGAUGACUCCGACUCGACGUCAGACGAAGAGGAGCCAGAACCAGUAGACCUUGGUGUCUUGGAGAAGGCUCCCCAGGUGCAAAGGCUUUAUAAGCAGGCAAAAGUGCGAAUGGGAGAUAUCCCGCCUGUCCAUGCUGAGAAGCAGACGAAGAUCCACCAUAUCCUGCGAGUAUUUGACACUUCUUACGAAUAUGGGCCAUGUGUCGGCAUGACACGUCUUGAGCGAUGGGAACGUGCUCAUGCUCUGGGAUUGAAUCCCCCCGCUGAAGUCCGCGAAAUCCUCAUGAGCAAGCAAGCAAAGGAAGACGACACGUACAAGCAAUGUGUCUUUUACGAUGACGUCUGAUCAAGGCUACCAAUUCGUUGUACAUAACUGUUCGAUUUCCCUUUCAUUGUGACGAACGGAUUGCGUUUGAGGCUAUCAAGUUACAGCUUCUUUAUAAGUAUUACUGAUCGUUGGCACGGGAUCUGGCUGAUAACCUCUCUGGCCGUGCCCUUAUUGUACAAGACCGUUAUUAUUCUUCAACUUCCUAUUGACCUAUUAUUUGUCUGCCGUUACUUUGACGAACACACUUCAUGACAAAUACGAUGAUGCUGAAUUUCUGGUCUCGAAAGUUGUGUCUGUACUACCUACUCACGUACUUGAUGCUUGACAUUGAGGAUGAUCUACUUUCGGA